Molecule: messenger RNA, 2617 nt
Organism: Triticum aestivum (bread wheat)
Lineage: Eukaryota; Viridiplantae; Streptophyta; Magnoliopsida; Poales; Poaceae
Product: protein FAR1-RELATED SEQUENCE 5
Exons: 7
Coding region: 890-2401 (503 amino acids)
Biological process (GO): regulation of DNA-templated transcription
Molecular function (GO): zinc ion binding
Source: RefSeq, a predicted model, not a curated record
GUUAUCUGGUGCGUUCGAGAGCGCAUGGGGAUGUGCACCCCGAGGUUAUACUAUCGCAGGAAAAACGAUGGGAAAGUGGUACUGUGUAGAAAUACGUAUGCGGCAGGCGGGGCUCGUGGGCUUGUCUGUAACAUGUGGUGGGACGUCCGUCAUCCGACCACCAUUUGGGCCGUGGGCUAGAAUUGGAGGUUCCAUCUGAUCCGUGGGACAGAAUCUUCGGGAGUACGGUUAGUGGGCUUGGGGGGAAGAACUGAAUGCGUAUUCCAGGGCCUUCUCCCCAAAAUCGACGGCCUCAUUCAGUUACGGGCGGCUGGAGAAGUUUGGGCGACGAGCGCCGCCGGCGACCAGCAAUGGAGUUCCUGCUGCAGCCAAUCCGCGGAUCCGCUUUCUUGGAAGAGGUAGGAGAGAGUCUGGUGCCGCCGGUGGUUCCUGAACUGGGCUCUGUGGCGGUGGAGCAGCAUGUAGAAGACAUGGUGGUCGAGCUGCCAGUGGUGCAGCAGGAGAUGUCGUCCCAUGUGCACCAAUCCGCCAGCGGCCAUGCGCAGAUUGUGGCUGGACCGGCGUCGGGCGGAGUUAGGUUGGAGAGCUCACCGCCGUCGUCAGAGUUGUCCACUAGGAAAAUGACUCCGCGAGCCCCUGGGUGGAACAAGAGGUUGAGGAUUGGAGCUGCUGCCCCGAGUAGGCCACCGUGUCCAAACCGCAUCAGCGCGUUUGAGAAGGCUGUGCGGGGUUUUGCUGAGAACCCUACGGAGAAUGUUAUCACACCAGUUACUGGCACAACAUUUGACUCGGUGGGAGAGGCUUAGACUUCUACAACUUGUACUCCUAUGAGAAGGGGUUCGGUAUUCGUUAUGGCAAAAGCAGGUUAAAUGUGGAGAGGGCCAAAUGCAUGCAGGAAAUAGUUUGUGGUUGCUCGGGGAAAGCAGGGGUUGAGAACACAAGAUCUUGUCGUUGUGAGUGUCCUGCUCUAAUUAGGCUGCUACGAGCUGAGGACAACGGAUGGUACAUUGCAGAGCAUAGGGAUACACACAACCACUCCUUGUCGCCUAAUUUCAGUGAGACAAUGCACUGGCCAUCUCACAAACACAUCGAUGUGUACACCAGAGAUCUUGUGAAGCAGCUGAGGCAGAACAAUGUGAAUUUGGCAAAGGUGUACAGCAUCAUUGGGGGUUUCUUUGGAUCGAUGGAGAAUGUUCCAUUCAUGAAGAGGUCAUUGCGUAAUCUGUGUGGGAAGAUAAACAGGGACCAUGCAGAAGAUGAUGUGAAGAAGACAAUUGAUGUGUUUGCCGAGAUAGGGGCUAAAGAUCCACACUUCACAUACAGGGUUCAAUCUGACAACGAGGGGAGGAUCAAGAAUCUGAUGUGGGCAAGCGGGAGCAGUAGGUUGCAGUACUCAUUUUUUGGGGAUGUCAUCACAUUUGACACUACUUACCGAACUAACCUGUACGACAUGCCAUUCGGGUUGUUCGUUGGCGUAAACAACCACUUCCAGAGUGUUAUCUUGGCAGGAGUGCUUGUGCGUGAUGAAACUGAAGAUAGUUUUGUAUGGGUUUUCUCCGAAUUCCUGCGAAUGAUGGGUGGCUCUCCACCUGUGACCAUACUAACAGAUCAGAACCGGGCUAUGGAGCUUGCAAUCAAGAACGUUAUGCCAAACACGACCCACCGGUGGUGCAAGUGGCAUGUCCUGAAGAAAGCGAAAGAGUCACUCGGUAGCUUGUACACAAAGAAAAGUGAAUUCAGGGCUGAAUUUUAUAAGGUGAUAAAUCACAUGUUGACUGAAGAUGAAUUUGAAAAAGGUUGGGAGACGCUGCUGGACAAGUACAAGCUGCGAUCUCACCAAUACAUGACAAACCUAUUUGAGAUUCGUAGGAAAUGGGCAAAACCUUAUUUUAAGGGCGUUUUUUGUGCAAAAAUGACUAGCACGCAAAGGAGUGAGAGUGCAAACCAUAUGCUAAAAAAUUAUGUCCCUCCUGGUUGCCCUAUGCACAUGUUUGUUCACAAAUACAUGAGGUUGCAAUUCGACCGGGAAUCGGAGGAGAACUAUGAAGAAAAACGAACGCGAAUUGGAAGGCCGUUGCUAAGAGCGAACCUUGCUGUGGAAAGACAUGCGAGCAAGAUAUAUACGAGAGCCAUGUUUGAACAGUUUAGGCAUAUACUUUAUGAAUGUGGACCUUAUCAAGUGGAGGAGGUGGAGAAACACCAGACAUAUAUUGCAAUCCACAGCGAAGCGGAGAAGAGAGAGAAAUGGUGCAAGGUGUCGUACAAGGUUACAAUGCUAGAUGGGGGCAAUGAAUUUGACUGCGAGUGUGGACAAUUUGCACACAUGGGCCUGCUGUGCAGUCAUGUGCUCAAGGUGUUAGAUUUAUUCGGGUUAAAGAAAUACCGGCAAAACAUAUCGUGAAGCGAUGGACAAAAGAUGCUAGAGAUAAACUUCCAGCUCACCUAGUGCAGUACCAAAAGGAUAGCAUGAAGAAUAAUCCAUUUUCAUAUAGGCACUUCACAAUGUACAUGCACGCGAUGGAAUUGGUGAGAUUAGGGGACACCAGUGUUGAUGCAUACAACCGUCUGAUGGAAUUGUUCAAAUCUAAUUUGACAGUAAUGCUACCGUUUGCGGAAG